AUGAAGAUAUCAAGCAACUAUGUUAGUCUCUCCGAUUCCGACAAUGGUCCGCUGGGUACCCGCAAGGACGAGGUCCUUCCGGCCCACGUUCUUGUUGGAAGCUCGUUGGAGCAUGUCGGGUCGGAGGAGCUGGGCUGGGCCGAUAGCAACGAUGCCCGUACCAGCCGGACUGGCCGGGUUCUCAAAGCACCAGCCGCAUUUAUUCCCGCGGCAACGGUAACCAGCGCUGCCACUGGAAAGCGCAAAGGCCCUUCUCGGAAGAAGGAGGCAAAUGUCGUCUGUGCCCUUUGCGGCCGGGGGCACAGCCCUGAGACCAACACCAUCGUGUUCUGCGACGGAUGCAACGAGACAUGGCAUCAGAAAUGCCAUGAUCCACCAAUCCCCGAUGAAGUGAUCCAGAUCGCAGAUAUGGAAUGGCUGUGUCGCAAUUGCGGCAAGCCUAUGCCUAUGUCGCGCCAGUCGAAUGUCGAUGUCCGGCAAGACAGGACGACCAGGAUCAUCCACCCUCGCCUGCAACCAGCACCCCGGCUCGAGGUCGGUGGUGAUCGAUUCUCACCAGAUGAGAGACGUGCGUACCUCUCAAAUCUCUCACACGCUCAUCUUGUUGAGCUUCUGGUCAACAUCUCGAACCUGAACCCAUCUGUAUCCAUGUUCCCGGCCAACAUGAGGGAUAAGCCGGCUUCAAAAUUCAACAUUCAACAAGCUCCACGCCCAAAGACUCUGGAAACCGAGUCUUCCUUCUCUUCGCAGCCCCUAAAGAAGAGAUCACGCACGUCAUCUGAGGAUCUGUCCGAAGUCGGCCCCAACCCCAUCGUUCGCAAGAGAUCGCGAACCAACUCUACAUCCAAUGCUCCUCUGGCAUCCACCACUUCUUCCCCCUCAAACCGAUCCCGAGAGCGGUCAGCUACCUCGUUUGCAUCCCGACAGACGACUCCAGAUGAGUCGGAGCCGGAGACAGAGGGAGACAGCGAGAUCGAUGAUCACCGACUCUAUCCGCGAGCCGGAAAUGGCUUCUCGGCCUCUCUCGACCCAGCAGACCUUAAUGUUCUGCAUGAGAGCCCGGAAUCUAAAACAUUCAGCCACAGCCUGCAUGGCCCCGCCAGGGCUGAAGCUCCUGCUGGGAUCUGGGGAGAGUGUCCCAGGGGCAUACCCAACCGGAGGUACCUAUGA
This is a messenger RNA of Penicillium macrosclerotiorum, 1170 nucleotides long. RefSeq names its product phf1/phf2 family PHD finger domain-containing protein. The transcript has a single exon. Gene Ontology annotation, biological process: regulation of DNA-templated transcription; chromatin organization. Gene Ontology annotation, molecular function: chromatin binding; DNA binding. The record is from RefSeq and is a predicted model, not a curated record. Lineage: Eukaryota; Fungi; Ascomycota; Eurotiomycetes; Eurotiales; Aspergillaceae. The coding region runs from base 1 to 1170 and encodes 389 amino acids. Gene Ontology annotation, cellular component: nucleus.